AUGCCUUUCCCCCUUGUCGCCACGCUCUCUGCGCUUUUUACUCGUUCACGCAGGACGAUGGGGCGCUAUACCUUGGCCUGGCAUCUUCUGGGUCACACUGGUCCCAUCCACACUGUAUCCAUAUCAGCGGAUGGCCGUUGGCUAGCCAGUGGAGGUAGUGACGGCCUACAUAUGUGGGAUAUGCUUAGGAACACAGAAAUCUUGGCCCUUGAUCCUAACUUCACUCACAACCCGGUGAGCUGCACCACCUGGACAGCUAUCAACGGCAACGUCUUCCUCGUCUUCAGGACCGGGCUUGGCCAUCUCGGGAUCUGUGGGAGAAGCACCCAGCAGGAAACUUUUGAACUUCUUGAGCACCGGCGCAUCGGUAAUGGCAAAGAGAUAGUCGCUGUAGCCUUCGGCCCUACCGACCACUACGCGGCGAAGUUUGUUACCGGUACACGCAACAAACUGAUCCAUGUUUGGAGUCUCCAACACAACAGACAGCUUAUAAGCCUGUUCACCGUCGAGUUGCCCAGGACAGUUCCGAUCGGAUUGUCCUUCGUGGACAACGCGUCGCACGACAUCCGCGUGGUGGGAAUAUGGGACGGGAAAUGCCUUACUCUAUCGGGCACAAAUGGGGUGAUCCUCCUCGGCCAACAAAUAUCGCAUAGAAAGAUAGGGUCGACAGCCGUACACUCAGGGAAGAACACCUUGGUGAUUGACAACGUCAUCAAUGGCUUCAGUCUGUAUAGACUGGACACCCUACUGCCCGUUCGGACUUUCCCAACAGGCGAGCCGUUGACUCGCAAGCCGAAACAAUCCACAUUCGGCGAAGAAGGCAAGGUUAUCGUGGGUGGGAGCGAUCACGGAUGCGUGUACAUCUUCGACCGCAAGACCGGGGCACCGCUCGACGUUUUAAGGCAUUCAUACCAACUGGUGCAAGCAGUAGCUACACACAUCUCCAACGUCGGUACCAACGUGAUUGUUACAGCUUCCAACGACGAGUAUGGUGACCACGCUGUUAGCAUAUGGAUUCACAAGCCGGACGCGCAGGGCACAUGGCUCAACGGCGUGCACAGGGUGAUCCGGGAGAGUGCUCUUCUACUUUGGAAGCUUUUCUGUCAAAUGCUCCUCGGCAUAGCCUUGUACAUCGUCUGGCAGAAUCUUCUGAGGUCGGCAGCGUGGGAAGACCCGAAUGCCUUCAGGAACAUCGCACACAGAUCCCUUCUCUCCACUGUGCUCGACCAACUCCACCGGAUAGCCUCUUUCUAUUCGGUUAUGAGAACGGCGCCGCAGUCCACAGAACAGGUCAGAGCUUGGCACAUGGCAGGCCAGGCACAAAGGAGAUUGGCAACCAACGACAUAGCGAAGAAUAACGCUGAUAUCCCAAUGAUUGACAGUCCUGAGACAGCGCCAGAGGGUCACGGAGAGCUGGAUGAGCUGGAUUAG
Phanerochaete carnosa HHB-10118-sp is the source of this 1431-nucleotide messenger RNA. RefSeq lists its product as uncharacterized. NCBI's taxonomy places the organism in Eukaryota, Fungi, Basidiomycota, Agaricomycetes, Polyporales, Phanerochaetaceae. Gene Ontology annotation, molecular function: protein binding. The record is from RefSeq and is a predicted model, not a curated record. The coding region runs from base 1 to 1431 and encodes 476 amino acids. The transcript has 7 exons.